Molecule: messenger RNA, 2871 nt
Organism: Erpetoichthys calabaricus (reedfish)
Lineage: Eukaryota; Metazoa; Chordata; Cladistia; Polypteriformes; Polypteridae
Product: ras-related protein Rab-39A
Exons: 2
Coding region: 475-1116 (213 amino acids)
Biological process (GO): Rab protein signal transduction
Cellular component (GO): Golgi membrane
Molecular function (GO): GTP binding; GTPase activity
Source: RefSeq, a predicted model, not a curated record
UUAGGCCGGUCCUUAACUGAGAGGAGCAGAAGCAGCACCCUGGUGCUGAAGUGAUAGCUCCUCCGCCGUUAGGCUCGAAGCUUGGUAUUGGUGCCGCCUCUUGUUACGCGACGUCAAGCCCGCACACACUGGCAAAUGGAAAACUUAGCUCUUCUUCCGAAUGUGUUCCAACACGGCUUCGUGUGAUUGUCUGGUGGUACUUUACACACAGAGAGAAAGGAAUAAUCCGCAGGUCUUCAGUGAGGAGCAUCCUGUAGGCUGUCCGCGUUUCUUCUGCGGAAGAGCUGGCGUAGUCGGGUCUCGUGUUUUAGCAGGGCCGGCUGCUCUUAGUAAAUGCAGUUUCUCUUUAACGUUCACUGCGUAAAAUGACAGUGCCGGUAUGACUUCAUAUACAAUAUAGUUAAUUAUUGUUGUGGUAGAAGCAGAGGGCAAAGUUGCAGACCUCACCCAGUCGUAGGGCUGUCAAAUGAUGUAAUGGAAGCAAUCUGGAUUUACCAGUUCCGCCUGAUCGUUAUUGGGGACUCGACGGUGGGCAAAUCUUGUCUUUUGAGGCGCUUCACCGAGGGAAAGUUCACUGAUGUCUCGGACCCCACGGUCGGGGUGGACUUCUUUGCACGAUUGGUAGAAAUAGAACCCGGCAAGCGAAUCAAGCUGCAGCUCUGGGAUACGGCGGGUCAAGAAAGAUUCAGAUCAAUUACUCGCUCUUACUACAGAAAUUCUGUUGGUGGGCUGCUGGUGUUUGACCUGACCAAUCGGAGGUCUUUCGAGCAUGUGAAGGACUGGCUAGAUGAAGCAAAGAUGCACGUCCAACCUUUUAAAAUUGUUUUCCUUCUGGUGGGACACAAGUGUGACCUUCCUUCUCAGCGCCAGGUGACAAGAGAAGAAGCAGAAAAGCUUGCUUUGGCUUGUGGGAUGAAGUACAUCGAGACUUCAGCGAAAGAAGCUACCAACGUGGAGGAAUCAUUUACUGUGCUUACCAGAGACAUCUAUGAACGAGUCAAGAAAGGCGAGAUUAAUAUUGAAGAAGACUGGGAAGGUGUGAAAAGCGGCUUCAUCCCAAAUGUUGUCCACUCAUCUGAGGAGGCUGUGAAGCCUGGCAAACGAUGCUUUUGCUAACUCCUGGAGGAAGUUGGAAGGUUGAACUGAAGUAUUCAUCUAGAAUUCUUUGAUGCAUGUACUUCAGCAGUAAGCACCAGGCCAUGCUGUGCCUGAACGUAAGGUUUGGCGUGUUAUUAAAAAGCUGCAGUCUUAAUUGCCAAGCAGUUUAACUAAUGGUUUGGUGGUAUACAAUAUGUGCACUUUGUAUAGUAGAACACAAAGCGCUUAUUGAGUCUAGCAAGCAGUAACUUACUUACACCAAUUGCCCCUAUCUUCCUGCCCUGUAUUAAAAUGCUUUAAUGCCCAUUUAUACAAUAGCAAGAAUUGCUUGCUUAUGCACAAGCAACUGCUUUCCCAUCAUUCCAGUCAUUAUGUGAUGUGCAUUCACGCUGACCAGCCAUAUGCAGCAAUCUUUCAAAAUCAAUAUACACAGAACAAACAUGUUGUAAGAAUAAAUUUCACCUUUACCAAUUCCAUGAUGGUGAGCUUUAAUUUGUUAUUACGGUUGGGAUGUUGUUUUUCCACGUGCCUUUCAUACUUCAUGCCAGAAUCUUCUGAUGUAUAUAGAAUGUUUAAAAUAACAAUGGCAAUGUUUAAUCCUGUGACAAAGUGCAAGUCAAACUUGGAGAAUUAACAUUGAAUCCUGCAUUAUAUAGUACAAUGUAUUUAUAUACUGUACAUUUAGAAGAUGAACUCUGUUGAAUAUUCUCUCUUCUUGUAUAUACUGAGUAUACCUAAAAGUGCACCAACUAUAGAUGUCCAGGCAUCUCAUCCAUUGAGAGGGUAGCAAUCAUGAUGGUGAUCUUGGCAAGCAGAAAUAAAGCAAAUAUGCAGUAGACUUCUAGGCAUUGUAUUUGAAGAUGUGUGUAAGCCUGGUGGAAUCUUACGAUGCUCAAAGCAUUGAGUUUAGCUCUUUAGACUGAAUGGUAUAGUGAGCUUUAAAGGGGUACAUCAUAGGUUGGGUUUGUAUUGCAGCAUUGUACAUUAAAUCCUAUAAUAAUUCUAAUCUGGCAAGAUAUAACAAUACCAUUGAGGAUUUAUACUGCACCAUUAUAAAGCUAACUCCCAUAAUAAUUUUAGUCUGGCAAGGUAUGGCAAUACUGUUAAAAAAAAUGCACUUAAACGUCAUACACCAUGGAGGAGUAUUAAGUCACAUGCUUCUUUAUUGUACAUUUCUUGGAAGAAAAUCUGUCUAAUUUCUCCCAAAUGAAUCUUUACCGGCAAUGGUAUUGACUCAACAGGGAAAUAAGCUUACCAGUGAUGCACAAGGGUAGAUUAAAAAUCUUCCCCUUUAUACACGUAAUCCUAUGCGCUUCUCACAACCAGAGGACCAUUAAAGGGAGAAGGAAAUUUUAUGUGCUCUGCUAAAUCUGUGAAAGAGGCACCAGGAGAGACAUUCAGAUUUCUUGUCAUCUGUGACUUGCAUGCUUAAUGGUUUUAUUUUCUUCCAGAGCAGCAGUGCUUGAGAGACUUACAUUUUUUUUUAUUUUGCAGUUCUGAUUAAGAAUAAGCUAGUUGAGAACGCAGACGUUAGUUGUGAUAAUCAAUACUUUUACAUAUUAUACAUUAGCCUUCAUUCCAAGUGCUUUGCUGUGCUGCAGCAGUGGAAUCCACGCCUUUUCAAAGUGAAAUUACUGUUGAAAUGACUAUUGUUUCGUGUUAAGUCCUGGUCAGACUGUACAUGAUGCAGCGUUGAGAUGGUGAUUUAACCUGUAAUGAAUACAUUCGGUAGAUAGUUCCACAGAGAACAACCUCAGCCUACCUUACAUAAAG